This is a messenger RNA of Rhinocladiella mackenziei CBS 650.93, 1989 nucleotides long. RefSeq lists its product as uncharacterized. The transcript is spliced from 4 exons. The coding region runs from base 1 to 1989 and encodes 662 amino acids. The record is from RefSeq and is a predicted model, not a curated record. Lineage: Eukaryota; Fungi; Ascomycota; Eurotiomycetes; Chaetothyriales; Herpotrichiellaceae.
AUGGACCUCAAUCCACACCUUGGAUCUCAGGCAACCGACGGCUUGACAGAAGACUCCUGGGCGCAGAAAGAAUACAACAUUCCCCCACAAACGGCUGCAGGAGAGAUCGAAGUCAAAGAAGCGAAAGAUAUAGUUCAGACCGCCCAGACUGGUUGUAUCUAUUGCACAAUCCUGUGCAUCGUGCUCAACCAGAUGUACCCCGGAUGGGAAGUCGAGUCGUUUCUACGGAUCUUUGUGGCCAGCGGAUUGCCAGUAGUGGUGCGGUUGUUGUUUGGGAAGACGGUUACUGUGGAGAGGUACGAAACUCCGGGAUAUGUGUUGCCGGCUGGACAGAUUAUGGAUCUCUCGAUGGAUUUGACGGACCCUGAGAAACCGCCGGUUGAGAUUGAGAUUUAUCGACCCGGCUUUUCGGCUGACCGCGGGAGUGUGAGUGAAAGUGUGGCGCUGGUUUUGGAUCAGCUCAAUGAUCGCUUUGGACCUGCGUUCGGUAGACGGCCUGAUGCGAAUGAUGAUGUUUGCCGCAGCUUCAUCAAAAGACAGGUGGAUCACUGCAUCGCUCACCAUCCGGCUUGUAGCAGUGGAGUAACCAAGCCGUUGUUGCCCGAUCGUGUCAUUUGGCUCAAAGCUCCAACUCAAGAUGGCCUUCAGCUGGUGGAGCAGAAAGAUGCGAGGGCCGACUACGUGACGCUAAGUUAUUGUUGGGGUCCUAUGAGCCCGAAUAUCUAUCUGACGAACGUUUCGACACUGGCAUCAAGGAAGCACGAGAUGAGAUUCAAUGAUCUACCACCUCUCUUCCAAGAUGUGGUGAAUAUUGCUCGGAGACACGGCAUUGAUUUUCUUUGGAUUGACCGUCUUUGUAUUAUCCAAGGACCAGGCGGAGACUUUGAGAUACAAGCUCCAAAAAUGGGAGAAAUCUAUGGGAGCUCUACUUUAACCAUAGCAGCCGCGUCUGCGAGCUCAGAGAACGGAUCGUAUCCUGAGGCCAAUGGAGAAAUCGUGGGACCAUUAUAUAGUGGACUUGAAACUAGGUGGAGGCGGGAGAACCAAGGUGGAGAUUAUGGAAAAGUCUCAAAGCGAGCCUGGAUAUGGCAGGAGCGUCUACUCUUGGCGCGGACCGUCUUUUACACGCCCGCAGCAUUGAAAUUUGAAUGCCGCUGUAGCUCUCUCUGGGAGGGCGCUGAUCCAGCUCAUGUUGGGCAUUCAUGGUCUAUGCGAUUAGACGACAAAGCACACUUAUCAUGGACUAAGCUCGUAGAGGAUUUCUCAGCCAGGGAUAUCACUUACGCCUCGGACCGACUCCCAGCUAUUGAAGCUGUGAUGCGACGGAUUGCAAAGAGGACGAAUUGGGGGCCUGUAUAUGGGAUGUGGAAGGAGAGUCUCAUUGAGACUCUAGCAUGGCAACCGGCACAGAAGCAGGACGAAUUCGCACAGGCGAUGCCGGGAGAUUUUGCGCCAACCUGGAGCUGGACGAGCAUUGAUGGGCCCAUAUCCUACCAAACGGUCCACGCGCAGAAGGGCGCUUUGUACGAUGCUGAUCCUUUCGUCUACCAUCUGAAACUUCUCAGGGCAGACCCCAAAACCGGAGAGCUCAUUGUGGAAGGCAAGCUCGUACCAGCUGCAGUCAGAAUGCGUCAAGAGCUCGGCGACUCUGAACAGCGGACCAUCUACGAAAUUGGCAACAAUAAAGAUUCAGUGAAUUGGGUCAAGAUCACUGCGGAUACGCAUCUUAGACCAUACCUGGGGAGGUUUCUACAUGGCGAGACGACUCCGGCUACGCAACAUCUACCAGCUGCUGAGGCGGCACCGUCCCAUGGCUGGACUAGUACUUGCUAUUGCUUGCUGAUUGGAGUGGGCCAGUCGAGGUGCGAGGUGUUGAUACUUGGUCUUUCAUCGCGGUCACUGAAUUCCUUCGAGCGCCUUGGAAUCAUCGGAAGCAUACCAGCUACGGUUUUCGACAACCGGCCCGUGGAACAAUUCGUCCUUAUUUGA